AACUCCUCCAGAGGGGAGCUUAUGAAUAUGGAGCCCAGUUCCACAGAGGGAGGAGCUGAAGAGACGCUCCUUAAAAAUCAACCACCAGGUCUUCCUCACAAAGUGAUACUCAAACAUGGCCAGGAGUUGGAGGAAGAGCAGGAGGAGUUGGCCGAGCACCAGCCUCUAGAGCAGGAAGACCUGAACUUUGAGAGAUGGAAGCGCAGGCCGUUACCCGAGAGGACACUCCACCAGAAAAUAGUCGACAUUAAGACAUACUUGUGGAAUGCAGAGACCCGCGAAUUCAUGGGUCGCUCUGGGAAGAGCUGGAGCCUCAUCCUUCUCUUCUACGCUGUACUUUAUUUGUUUCUCGCAGCCAUGUUUGGUGGCUGUAUGUUUUGCCUCAUGUGGUCUAUUAGUCCCUACCAUCCAACCUUCAAUGAUAGAGUGAUGCCACCAGGUAUGACGAUGGCCCCAAUCCUAGAAGGCCACGAGAUCACCUUCAACGCCUCAAGUCGCAAGUCCUGGAAGAUGUACGCCAAGUCUAUGGAUGAAUAUCUGAAACCGUAUAACGAUGGCCCUCAGCAGAAGAAGAAUAUUCAUUGCUCACAGGGCAGAUACUUCAUGCAGGACGACUUGGAGGAGAGCGCAGAGCGGAAAUCGUGUGAGUUCAGGAGGUCCUGGUUGGGGGACUGUUCGGGGCUGCAGGACCCCAACUAUGGCUAUUCUCAGGGAAGGCCAUGCAUCCUCCUUCGGAUGAACAGGAUUCUUGGUUACUUACCUGGCCAGGGCAAACCAGUAAACGUGACUUGUGGAGUUAAGAGAGGACCUACAGACACCUUGGGAGAAAUCCAAUUUUUCCCGAAAAGCUUUUUUGACCUGAAUUACUAUCCAUACUAUGGGAAGCUCAGACACACAAACUACUCUGCGCCGGUGGUGGCUGUGCGCUUCAUGUCAGUGCAGUACGACACUCACAUCCAAGUACAAUGCAAGCUGAAUGGAAAGGGCAUCAUCAACGAUUCCCCCACUGACCGCCACCUGGGCAGUGUGACCUUCUCCUUCGAUAUCGGAGCGUAAGGCGAAGAUAUCGCUGCCAGCAGGAUGCUCCUGUGACAACGAGGCAGGAAAAUGUACAAGAAAAAAAUAUG
Messenger RNA from Cyclopterus lumpus (lumpfish), 1127 nucleotides. RefSeq names its product ATPase Na+/K+ transporting subunit beta 4 (gene atp1b4). Gene Ontology annotation, cellular component: nuclear inner membrane; sodium:potassium-exchanging ATPase complex. Bases 22 to 1056 code for a protein of 344 amino acids. Lineage: Eukaryota; Metazoa; Chordata; Actinopteri; Perciformes; Cyclopteridae. Gene Ontology annotation, biological process: potassium ion transport; sodium ion transport; regulation of DNA-templated transcription. The record is from RefSeq and is a predicted model, not a curated record. The transcript has 9 exons.